GUGUUAGGUUUGAAGUAGGGAUGUGUUGAGAUAUCCCACAUGCACUGGCGUGGAACCAGGGCAGGGUGUGGGUAUAAAGAGCGAGGGUUCAGUCGGGAGAUAUUAUAGAGCCGUGUGGUCAGCGCAAAGCGAACUAUUCUUUCGCCUUUUACUAAAGAAUACCGUGUGCUGGCCACAUUAAAGCGGCAUAUCAAAAUUUUUGGGCCGCCUCUGCAAAGGGGCACCAACAAAUCUAAAUCACUAAGAAGGAAAGCCAGUUCUUGGGAGAUAGUUCUUGUUCUUAAGAUCUGUUUCUUUGGAUCUUACUUUGAUGGUUUGUCUUGCAGCCUGAUGCCGAUACCAUUGCGGAGAACAACAGGGCUCCGUGGGAGCGAGAAGAGAGCCCCUACUUCUCCAAAGUGGUCAGUGGAUCAAUCGAAACCCAAUCUAAACAAAAAAUCAAGACCAACGGUGAUGACCCUUUAUCGUGUAGUUUAUGAGCUCUGCGACGCCCCCGCCGUCUUACCUCCACACUGCGCGUUGGAGGUGAUCAAAGGAAGAAGAAAUCGAAGCUCGGCAUUGUACGGAUAUAAACAUUCCGUACAGUUGCCGCUAAGCUGGCAUUAUUUACCUAGCUUUCUUCGUGCGUGCGCUGGGACAAGUAAAUAGCCGAGGUGAUCCAGAAGCAGCGGUAGAAGACCAAUGACGAUAAAUGGAAUAGAUCGCGAGAAUUUGAUUUCCCUGUUGAUCAAUGCCAGGGUUUUUGGCGAUGCAAUGCUGCGCGUCCCGGGGGUGAGUCUCGUCCCCAUCGCCACGAUCCAGGGUGGAAAGUCGAGGCACAAAACGCGAGAUUUCGCUGCGCGAUCCUCCUGUCUGGGAAAUGAGAAUGGUGGUUCCGCUUCCUCAGGGGGUGGACGCGACGGAGUGACGAGGGUGAAGUUCGUGCUACAGAGACAAUGCAUGUUUGGCGAGCAUUUCAAAGUGAUUGGCGGCCAUCCAGCGCUGGGCGAGUGGGAUCCCAGGGCAGCGAUACCUCUAGAGUGGUCUGAUGGUCACAAUUGGACGACAGAACUAGACGUGCCACAGGGGAGCGUCUUCGAGUAUAAGUUCGUAUUGCAAUGUCAGAAUGGAUGGAUUCACUGGCAGCCCGGCCCCAACCGCGUCUUCUCGACGCCGGAAAAGAAGCCGUCGCUGGUUGUCUCCCAGACUUGGGAUUUUGAUGCCAAGGGUAUGGAAGACGGCGACGCCACUGAAGCUCGAGAGGAAAGUUUAUCAGGUGCUGAAGCAGCUCGUGGAAAGAACAUGCUGGAAACUGAAGCUCCACAGGAAACCAUGCCAGAUACAAGAGCUCGAGAGGAAAGUUUAUCAGGUGCUGAAGAAGCUCGUGAAAAGAGCAUGCUAGAAACUGAAGCUCCACAGGAAACCAUGCCAGAUACAGAAGCUCGAGAGGAAGGCACGGCCUUGGCUAGCGAGGGUGGAGAUCAAGCAGCCAUUUCUUCCCUGGAAUCAAGACAGCUUGGUGAGCAAGCAGGAUCAGACAGUGAACAAGAAGAACAAGAAGAACAAGAACAAGCUUUUGAGGCCUUGACGCAGUGCAUCGAACUCCCUGGUGGUCGUCCUGAUACUCUUCCCAAUUUCGACAGCGCGAAAGUAUGUUGCUUCUUUCUUUUCCUUUGCUUUUGGUGGCAUGAGCUUUGCAUUCCAGGAGAGGAAUGUGAUCGAGCUGCAAGUUUCAGAGGUUCGUGUGGAGCCUCAGCUCCAGCCUACAAAACUCACCGUGUGGCAGAGGGAUCGUGCCUGGUUUUCAAAAGUGCUUUCAUUCGUUUUUAAAAGAUGACAAGGUCUCGUGGUUUACUUCUGUGUUUGCGAGAUCGUUAUUCGCAUGAAGUCGAUGAGCGCACAGAGGCGGCCAAAGAAUUUAGUGUCGAAUGCCGCAUAGGAGUGUAAUACAUGUUUGCAGCAAAUACGCCGAGAGAUUUAAAUAUCUAUAAUAAUGAUUUUUUUAA
Selaginella moellendorffii is the source of this 1985-nucleotide messenger RNA. RefSeq lists its product as uncharacterized. NCBI's taxonomy places the organism in Eukaryota, Viridiplantae, Streptophyta, Lycopodiopsida, Selaginellales, Selaginellaceae. The transcript is spliced from 5 exons. The record is from RefSeq and is a predicted model, not a curated record. Gene Ontology annotation, cellular component: membrane. Bases 682 to 1809 code for a protein of 375 amino acids. Gene Ontology annotation, molecular function: starch binding.